Cylas formicarius (sweet potato weevil) is the source of this 1387-nucleotide messenger RNA. RefSeq lists its product as uncharacterized. The record is from RefSeq and is a predicted model, not a curated record. NCBI's taxonomy places the organism in Eukaryota, Metazoa, Arthropoda, Insecta, Coleoptera, Brentidae. Bases 113 to 982 code for a protein of 289 amino acids. The transcript is spliced from 3 exons.
CGCGUCUUACAUUCGCGCGGAUGCCAUCAACGUCCGGACGGUAAUCGAAACAGAUCCGCCACCGAACCGACCGAUCCAGCAUCCGGUGAAUUAUUUUUUACGUGCAUCCGCCAUGUCUUUCGGAGAACGUUUCUUGGUUUUCUCGUGUCUAGUUUGUGCGAUCGGGUGCACCCAGCUCAACAAUGGGACCGUCGCGGACGAGAAUCGGAAAAGCUCGCGAAAAAGCCGCGUCUUGACAUCUUACGCGGGGUUGGUCACGUGCGCAGUCAAGUAUGACGCAGAUUGUUUCAUCGAUGCGGCGCAGGAAUAUCUGGAAGACGAAAGAACUGAUCUGCUAGCUGAAGCAGAUGCUGCCGCCUAUAGAGCUACUGGGCGCUCCGAUCCAGAGAGCAAGCCUUCCCAUUUGGUCGAUGUUAUCGGUAAGCUUAUUACCGAACUGAGCAAGAUGUUCGAAGGCGGGUUCUCCGGAUUUUUUAAAAGCGCCAGGGAGAACGACGAAGAAGACGACAAAAACAUCUUAGAAGAGGGCGAGAACGACACCGCAAGGGCCAACGGAGCACAGGCACUGAGCACAGGAGAGACGCGAAAGAAGGGAAAGCACGACGGUCUCAUCAAAAAACUGAUCCGCCUUAUCAAGCUCAUCAUCUACGCCAUCGUGCUAGUGAUCAAGAUCCACACGGUACUUGCCAUAUUUCACGGUUUCCUUAAGCUCAAGUUCCUGCUGGUGACAAUUUGGGCGCUGGCAUUUUUCGGCCUUAAGGUAUUUUUGUCGUAUAAAAAUGGUGCGGACCACGUAGUCCUCUACGAGGAUGUUAAGCAUGAGCACCACUACGAAGAGGACGAUGUGCCUAUAGAGGACUGGAAGUCGUCAUAUUAUGGCCAUACAUCGUACAAAGAUCGGUUAGACUACGCCCAAAAUUUGGCUUACAAGAAGCGGAAGCCGCAAGUUUCUACCGAAUCUCCCUAUUUUUGGUUCAAUUAAGUCUCGACUCAGUGCUAUUUACUCCUUUAUUCUGGACUAUUUUUUUGUGUAUCAAAAAAAUUCGUUCUUACCUGUAAAUAUAUAAACUUUAUAGUUUGUGGAUUUUAAUUGAGCUAUUCAGUUCGAGCACGGUAUUUUAUGACAAAUCAUUACUAGUUGAUGCAUUUGUUCAUGAAAUGCAGGACGCAUGUACUUGAGUUUCUUGCAAUUGAACUCAAGCACCUGAAAAUACUCAACUGAAAAGUGUAUUACUUUUCGCCUCAAAUAUUGAAUUCUAUACUUCAAUUUAUUUAUUUAUUUAUUUAUUUGUUUUAUAUCAAUUUAACUAACAUUCCCUAGUCAGUGCACGGCAUUUUGUGUAUGUACCUAUUUGAUUGUUCGAGAGAAGAAUAUUAAAAUUUCUGA